CAAACGAUAGGUGUCAACUAUAAACAAAGCUAUCGUAUGAGUCCACUGGUUUCUAUUCAUUGGUUUCGUUGUAUUUUAGAUGAGGCGCAAAUGAUUGAAGCCAAUGUGUCUCGUGUUGCAGCUGUCGCCAAGUGUAUCCCUGCUUGGUAUCGCUGGGCAGUAACGGGCACACCAUUAAAAAACGAUUUGAGUCAACUGUACGGUCUUUACGAUUUCCUUGGCCUUGAAAAGUCUAUUCAUAGCCCUCAACAAUUUCAAAAACUCUGCAAAGAUCCUGAAUACAAAUCUGUGUUUUAUGAAUUUGCAAGAGCGACAAUGCGAAGAAACAUGAAGGCAGCACUCCAUAACCAAGUCCAUAUUCCUAAACAGCAUCGACAUGUGGUCCGUAUUCCUUUUGGCACCAUUGAGCAACAUUAUUAUGAAGAUCUUUGGCGUGCUUGUCAAAGCCAACUUAAAUUAGAAUGGCUAGAUAGCAUCAACUGGACGUUGUCUGACACAGCGUCAGAAGAACAAAUCAAUGAGUUUAAUGCAUCCAGACAGAAAAUGAGACUAUGGCUUUUAGCCUUAAGACAAGGCUGUAUUCAUCCUUCCAUGAUUUCAAACACAACAUUAGGAUUAGGCAAUCAACAGCCGGGUAAUACCUCUAAAAAGACACACUCGUUAGAUAAUGUACUUCAAUACAUGAGUAAAAGUGCGGAAGACCGUUUAGAUACGGAACAACAUGCUUAUUACUCAAUGCAAUUGAAACGAGGUGGUAUGCAUGAAGUUUUAAAGCAAUGGCAAGAAGCUGUUGAUGUCUACACAAAACAUAUUCUUGAUGUGGAGAAGCAAGUAGAGACUUAUCUCCAGGGUAAAUCAAGCACAGAGGAACAGGAAAAGAACGCUGCACAACAUUUGUAUAAGUGGCAAAUAUUGUUGCAUCGCUAUUAUUUCUAUACAGCUGGUGUGUAUCAUAUGCUAGAAUCGAAGGAUUUAGAAGAAGCCUGUUAUGAUAAAGCAAGCCAGUUGCGUCAGUUGAUUAUGGAUAGCUAUACAACACGGGUGAAUGAGUCAACACUAGAAAUGGACAAGGCAGCAGCACGCGUACAACUAACACCUGAAUACAGACUAGGCCCUCGAGUUAUUGAUACAAGCUUUAUUGAUCAAUUGGAAUAUGAAGACGAGAUUAAAGAUAACGAAGAAGAAGAAGAGGAGGAGGAUUUGUUCGCCAUGAAGGGACAACGUGCUGCAGACAAAAACAUCCUAGAAAACGUAAAGCAACUAGGUUUUAUUUUGGAUGAACAGUUAAAGAAAAUUAUGUAUUUGCGAAAGAAAAUCUUGCCUAUUUUAAGAAAGCCUUUGGUAGACAGUAAUAAUGAAGAAACAGAAGUAACAGGUGAUGAAUAUGAAGAGUCUCUGAAUGAACAAGAGAUGUGUCAAGUUUAUUUAGCAGCAUAUCAAGCUCUUUUACAGGACAGAAAAUUCAUAAUUAAAGGUACCAUAGCCACUUCUAGCGACAUUGAGCCUGUGGGAUCCGAGAGUUCUAUGAGUGAGGUUUGUAGCAUCCAUAGGCAUAGGAAAAUUACGAACGAUUUCCAUAGGAAGCAAAAAAUGUCGAGAGAGUUGAAAAGAUAUUCAGAAAGCAAACUAGAGAACCUGGCUUUGAAGUGGAGCAUAUCAAAGAUGUUGAGUACUCUUUAAAAGCACUCAAGGAGCGAUUCCACAACAAUCCAAACCAUACUGAUAUAUACAACAUUCUGGAUACUGAACAACGAAACAUAGCUUCGUGUUUACCACAUCAAAAUAAGCUUAUUGAUCAUUUAGA
Molecule: messenger RNA, 1804 nt
Organism: Gilbertella persicaria
Lineage: Eukaryota; Fungi; Mucoromycota; Mucoromycetes; Mucorales; Choanephoraceae
Product: SNF2 family N-terminal domain-containing protein
Exons: 4
Coding region: 37-1680 (547 amino acids)
Biological process (GO): DNA damage response; protein polyubiquitination
Cellular component (GO): nucleus
Molecular function (GO): ATP binding; ATP-dependent chromatin remodeler activity; ubiquitin protein ligase activity
Source: RefSeq, a predicted model, not a curated record